Molecule: messenger RNA, 1851 nt
Organism: Pyrenophora tritici-repentis Pt-1C-BFP
Lineage: Eukaryota; Fungi; Ascomycota; Dothideomycetes; Pleosporales; Pleosporaceae
Biological process (GO): proteasome-mediated ubiquitin-dependent protein catabolic process; protein K48-linked ubiquitination
Cellular component (GO): intracellular membrane-bounded organelle; membrane; cytoplasm
Molecular function (GO): ubiquitin protein ligase activity
Source: RefSeq, a predicted model, not a curated record
AUGACUCCGAAUGCCAAUCCACGCCCGAGCGGGCCGUAUAUGCACAACUCCCAUGCCUACGGGAGCCAGCAUGACGUAUCGAUUAGCAACACAGAACGGGCCCGCGAGGCCAGGAUCGGGAGCAACUCCAGACACCAUUCACAGGGUGUCGUUGCCUCACAUUUUUUGGCUCAGGACCGCGAAACGUGGAUGGACUUUCUAAGGGAGGGUACCGAUAUCAGUACCAACCAGCCACCCACAUCCAGCAUAUCGACCCCCACUACCGCCUCUGAAGAUCGCGCAAACCCCUCUUCUUCGCGAUAUACCCUUCCAACACGUCCCCCACCGCAUGCCGAUUCGUCACCCCCGAGCAGCUCUGACCGCAAACGACGUUUGACAACGGCCGACUCUCCCAUGAGACGACCAUCGAGCAUAAGGAUGCAUUCAGAAAACACGGGAGCCACAAUCGCGAAUCCUAUACUUCUCGACUCGCCGCCGGCUGUUCGAGCCCUACCACCAACGCCAUCCAUCCCAACACAGGCGAAUAUUGCGGCUCCGAGAAGGCAGAGUGAUAUUGUACUGCCGCCAUGGCAACCGGACAGUGAGGUCACCCAGUGUCCGGUGUGCAAGAAACCCUUUACAUUCUUACUUAGAAGGCAUCAUUGCAGGCAAUUUAUCGUUCACCCACCGUCCGAGAGCAUCACCAACUAUAUCGAUCUGACGAGUGAUGAUGAGAAUGCCAUGUCAAACUUCGGCCCGUUCCGCAAUCCCGCGCUAGGUGGAGGCGAGGAAGUCCGCGUUUGCAACCCAUGUGUACCAGACCCAAACUUUAGUCCACCACCACAAUACGACACACCCGCUCGCGCAUCUCGUUAUCCAGGCCAAUUCCCGCCUACGGCGCGCUCGCCAUACAUUUCCCGUCCGCAACCACCACCGCACCCCCGAGCACAUAGGCGUCUGCCACCGCUGCCACCUUCCGCAGCUCAACAGCAAUAUCCGCAUCACCGCGCCCCACUGAUCUCACAAACAAUAGCCAGUUCUAGCACGUUUGGACAAUCCCCAUAUACCCCUGUCCCACCUCCACUCCAGCCUCAACGGGCACAACCACCUCGGCCUCGACGUCAGGUUGCCGAAGAAGACGAAUGCCCCAUCUGCGGCGAAGAACUUCCACCCAAGGGCCCCAACAAUGACGACACAGAGCGCACCCAACACAUCCAAGAGUGCAUUGCUCUUCACUCAGCCUCCCCCGGCCCAACUGCAGCCCUCGCACAAGUCACCUCAGCAAGUCUACCCAACCAGCGCACCCGUGGUAUGAGCAGUGCUGGCAACGGCGAGGGAGCAAGCAAUCAGAGUCGCAUGAGCCAUGCCGCACGCGGCAUGUUUCCUUAUGUAGCUACAGAGAAAGAUUGCAUCGACGACGAAGGCAGACAGGCCGAAUGUACAAUUUGUCUAGAAGACUUUGAAGCAGGCGAUAAGAUGGCCAGGCUGGUUUGCUGGUGCAAGUUUCAUGAGUCGUGUAUCAAAGAGUGGUGGGAUAAAAAGGGAAGAGGCGCUUGUCCGACGCAUCAACUGCAGGAGUAAUUUGAUGUGUAUCUGGGACAAAAUGGGCUUUGGUCGUCUCUUUCCCAGCAUUGUCCGGGUUCGCCUAUUUUUUUUUAACCGUAGGCGCGACCAAGCGAGCGGAGGUCUUUCAACAAGUUUGGUUUUCGCGAUUGGGCGCCAUUGCAAACUUUUGCUUUAUCGUCGGGAUGCGUAGACUGGGUGAUUCGGGGAGGGCGUUUUUUCUCUCUUUUGGCUUGAACUGCUAUCUUGGCAUAUACCCCAGGUCCUUCACUAUCACUAUUAUCAUCAAUGUCAGCAUUGGUAGUGGCA